UCCCGCCUGCUCCCGGCGCAAUGUUCGCGCUGUCUUCCGUCUGGCGUGUUGUCCGCCCGGCGUCCCGCUGCCCCUUCAUCCGGUCCACUGCAACACCGCAGGGACAUGUCUGCCUUAGCUGGCGUCGCGGACGUGGAAAUCGACCCCGAUGGGGUGUUCAAAUACAUCCUGGUGCGGCUGAGCCGCAGAGAUGGCUCGGAGCACAAGGACAUCGUGCGGGGCACCAAGAGCGCCGAGUUUCACAAUCACAUCUUUGAAAAGUUAAGUUCUGAAGUGGAGAAGCUGGAACUGGAGUGCAAAUGUCUAGGAGGAGGAAAGAUUCAACACAACCCCAACGAGAAGAAAAUCCGAGUGUUUGGCCUCUCCACGGGUUUUGGGAAAGCAGAUCACUCUGUUUCUGUGGAAAAGUUGAAGACUGUGUACAAGGACUAUGAAAUUACUUGGUCAGAUGAUACCAAAUAAAAAAGAAGAAUCUCUUGGAUUAUUCUCCAUCAAGAUUAAUGUAAAACUUUGUUCAAGUAGCUUCUGUUUCUUGACGAGUUCAGUUUAUUUAUAGAAUUUGUUUGAGCUGUGAUGGUGCUAAGAUACUUGUACACAUUGGCAUUCAGCAGAAAGAAUAUAAUACACUUUAAGUUUCUUUACCUCAAA
Molecule: messenger RNA, 648 nt
Organism: Hypanus sabinus (Atlantic stingray)
Lineage: Eukaryota; Metazoa; Chordata; Chondrichthyes; Myliobatiformes; Dasyatidae
Exons: 3
Coding region: 106-462 (118 amino acids)
Biological process (GO): peptidyl-histidine dephosphorylation
Cellular component (GO): cytosol
Molecular function (GO): protein histidine phosphatase activity
Source: RefSeq, a predicted model, not a curated record